Molecule: messenger RNA, 2538 nt
Organism: Zophobas morio
Lineage: Eukaryota; Metazoa; Arthropoda; Insecta; Coleoptera; Tenebrionidae
Product: E3 ubiquitin-protein ligase RNF216-like
Exons: 8
Coding region: 620-2260 (546 amino acids)
Biological process (GO): proteasome-mediated ubiquitin-dependent protein catabolic process; protein linear polyubiquitination
Cellular component (GO): LUBAC complex
Molecular function (GO): ubiquitin-protein transferase activity; ubiquitin binding
Source: RefSeq, a predicted model, not a curated record
UGAAAAUGUGACAUAACUUGUAUUGGUAUUCUGGAUAUUGUCACUUUUUGGCGAAUUGCGAUAGUCAAUUAACUAAUAAAAUGUUCUGCGAAGGUAGCAAAUAUGGAAUUAAAAGUGUUCAGCGUGUUUAUCGUUCACAACUGGGUUUUCACGUAUGCAACACUGACAAGAUAAAUAAAAUGACCUUUCAUGCCGCGAUUUGAUUGGGGAAUUUGAGCUGUUGUUGUGAAGAUAUCUUUAUCGCAAACGGCAAGCUGCCACAUAACCUCUACGGUUGUGAUAACGGAUAUCGUUAAUUAUUUUCAUUUGAAAUUUAUAUUUAGGUAGCUGAUUCGUAGGGUUAUUUAACAAAAUAAUUCUAUUCAUGAAUCACCGCGCAAGAUUGUAAUGUUUAUUUAAGACUCAAAGUGUCGUACGGCAUUCUAUAGUGUAGUUGUGGGAAUUACCCAGUGCCAAAAAUAGAUUCUUGGGACUCCUACUUCUCAUCAAAUAAAUUCAGUCGCAACGAAGUGGUUGAGUUAAAGCGAAAGUGGCAGUUCAAAUCGUAAAUACUAAGUAGAAGUCGUGAAUAAUUUUGGGUUUUUACAACACACACACCUUUUAGGAGUUUGUGGAAAUCAUGGCAGAUAACUAUAAGGAGCAAUUAACUCAAAUUUUUUCUGGUGCUAACAUAUCAGAGCAACAAAUCGAUGAAGUCAUUAACAUUGUGUUGGAACAACAAGGUUCCGUAGGUCCUGAACUACUUCUGGAGGAGAUGAUAAAUUUGCUAGUAGUGUCUGGCGAUUCCACAUUAGCUAAUAAUCAUGACAAUAAUGAAGAGGGGGCGGUCGGUAUUACUGUUAAUGAUAAUGGUGUUGGAAAUUUGCCCAAUACUGAUGCAAGCCGUGAUAAAGAUCCCAUCGAUGUCUGGGAACAUCUAAAACAAAUGCUGCCAAAUGCUGAUCCUAACUAUCUACGAAAUCAAGCAAGAGUUUUGGUAAACAGACCCCCAGGUGAACUAGCUCAGUUCAUUGAAAAUGCUAUAGAAAAAAAUGAUUACCCCACAAUGCAGGACUAUCUCAUGACCCAAGAACUUUUGGAAGAGUUUGAUUUAUAUAUUGCGAAAUUUAACGUCACUGCAUACUUAAAAGAGGUUGCAACUCCUCUUGAAACAUAUCUGGAUCCAAAACGCAAAGCUCUAUUGUCAGAUGAAUCCGAUCCAGAUGAUAUAGAAUUCGCCUUGAAUUUCCUUCAGAAUCACUUUUUGUAUCAACGUAGAAAAGAGAUAGAAAAGGUGUUUUUACAUUUUGACCGCAAUUUACUAAAAACGUGCAAUAAACUAAAAACUUGGCCAAAAGCUUUUCGCCACCCAAGACAAGCUGGUAAAUGGAAAGAAUGCAAAAACACUGAGUUAUUGAAAGAGAUUUCAUUUUUCAAACAUGAGAAAGCCAUUAGACAAUUUAUAAAACAGAAAGAUGAGAAGUACAAGCAUGCUUUAGAAGAAGCUAGAAGGCACGGACUUCUGCAAACUUGUGCUUGUUGUUAUGAUGAUGAAUUAAUACCAGAGGAGUGUCAUUUUUGUAAGAAAGGUUGCACUUUUUGCAAAAAUUGUGUAAAAACUGGAGCUGAGUAUGUCAUUGGAAGAGAAGAAACACGAUUUCCCUGCCUGGCAGAGUGUUCUUCAGAAUUUGAUUAUUCUACACUGCAGAUGGUUUUAGAUUCAAAGACACUAGAGGGCGUGUGGCACAGAAAACAAAUUGAAGAAAUUACAAACGCCGAUAUAGAUGGUUUAGAAACUUGCCCAUUUUGUUAUUAUCGCAUGAUCCCUAAUGAAGGAGAUAAAGUCUUUAAAUGUCAGAAUGUAGACUGCAUGGUAGAAUCCUGUAGACAGUGUCGCCAUAAGUCUCAUAUUCCUCUUAGAUGUAACGAAAUUGAGUUUGAUGAAGACGUUAGAAUGAGAACUUUUAUUGAAAAUAAGAUGACUGAGUCUCUUCUGAGACAUUGUUGGAAGUGCUCUAAGCAAUUCUACAAGGACUCUGGUUGCAACAAAAUGACGUGCCAUUGUGGUGCCAAAAUGUGCUACAUAUGUGGAGCGGCCAUUAAUGAUUAUUCUCAUUUCGGCGCUGGAGGGUGUCCUCUAUGGACAGAAAAUUUGCAAGAAUUGCAUCUGAAUCGUGUGAUGGAAGGCGCUCGUGCAGCCAAAGAUGAAUUGGGAAUCACAGUUGAUCCAGAUCUACUGAAAUUUGAUCCUACAAGAAACGUAGAACGCGAUGUCAUAUAAGAUUUUUGUUUAUGUCUUUUCUAGUUUACUUUACCUUAUCGUUAAUGAGUAAGAAUAAGCAAUGUCAGUGGCCUUAAUAUAACUCAUCUGUGAUGAAAAUUUUUUAAGAUGUGACAUAUCAUUGUAAACCUAUUUGACUGCUGUAUAUUAUAUUAAGAUCACAGUUAGGUACUGCUUUGUGGAGUUUAUAUUUUAUUAUCAUUGUACAUGGUUAAUUCACAUUUUAAAUAUGCCAUAUAAUCAUAGUGUAUAAGAACAAUCUUUAUGUUUUUUUACAA